CAAAGCAACAACUUUUCAAAUCUGUUUUGCCUUAAUAUUAAUAUGUGUUACUCCUGCUAACUGCCUCAUCUAUAUAAAUUCCCAGAAAGUUAAGCUGUUAAGACAGUACUAUUAUCAUAAUAAAAUUCACAUUUUGGUACUGGAUAUUGUACAUUUCUUUAUUCAGUACUGACAGUUGCCUAUAGCCCAAUGCUUGGAAUCAUUUUUCCAAUAUGGCGGACGACGGUGUCGCUGCGGCGCAGGCGUUAUUACUAUGUUGGGCCGAUCUGUGUAGAUCUAUGAUCUGAACAUCUGGCGGAGUGACAGCCACACAUGGCACUUUAUUGCACAGCUUUUGUCCCUCUUUAGUCGUUUUCGUUUUAGAACUUCCCUAAGGAUGGCGGACAUGAGCGGAGGCGCACGGCAGAAAGGCAAACUUCCGUCCCAACGAAUCGUCGAUCGUGUGUUCGCUGCGCUUCGGGGACGGUUGUCCGGCCCAUAGAUAUACAUACGUGGGCAGGCCGCCAUAUUGGAAAAAUGCGGUCGUCCAGAGGCACGCAGUGCUACGCGUUUAACUGCACCAAUUACAGAAACAAACAGAGCAAGGAGAAAGGCUUGUCAUUUCACAAAUUCCCGAACAAAGAGAGGGAUAAGGAAAGAUAUCAAAUGUGGAUAAGGAACUGCAGGCGUGAUCGUCCGCCAGGAAAAGGUAGUGUGCUCUGCAGCAAACACUUCAACGGCGAUCAGUUUGAUCGGACCGGACAGAUCAUUCGCUUAAAGGACGGAGCUGUGCCCACUUUAUUCGCCUUCCCUGAGCAUUUACAGCCUGUGCCCAUGCUGAACGUGCCGAGGAGGGGUGACGACACCGCGACGGAACAGGGCCAAAGUCGUGGUAACGGAGAGCAGAGCAAUCCGCUUGGCCCUAAACGAAAACGGCUUUAUAAAGAGAUGCUGGAGGACGGUCCGGCCGGAUGCAGCUCUGCACAAAGCUCCCAGUCCGAGAAGGUGGUAGAUCUGGAGAACCGCUAUCCGCCUGGCUCCUGGGAGCAGGCCACCGUGGAGGCCAUAAUGAAGCUGAGAACACUAGACACAGCUGCCACCACGUCUCACGUUGCCCAGAUGAUCAUCGCCAACCUGAAGGACGAGAACGACUUCCUGCGAGCGCAGAACGCGAAGCUGCGGUCGGAGCUGAAGGCCAUGCGGACGAAGCAUGAGGCUGAGCUGCGUGGCGCCAUGCAGGACGAUCCUGCUGAGGAUAUGGGACAUGUGGGCAGAUCCCCCUCUGCAGAGGCCAUACCCGAAGACACAGUGCUCGCAGAGCCAGCUGGUUGCAUCCCAGUCACCACACUGUCCCAUGUUCAUCAAGAAACAGGAACAGAUGCAAUCACUGAAGAAGCCGAUAAAAGUGAAGUCCACAUAUGUACUACAGACUUGGACAGCAAUUCAUCAGUCUUAUAAAUGGACACAAUGUUGAGCCAGCAUCAGAUAUGCACCCCUCUUAGCCUAAUGCCCCUCAUAUAGUUCAGGAGAAAUGCUAAUGUAUUAAAAGUAAUUCAGGGAAAAAUAAUGCAGAUGGCAAGUCCCCUCAAUAUUAGGUUGCUCGGAAAUAUGAAAUAUUUUUACUUGCAUGUAGCGGGUGAUGGGAAUGCACUUUAAGGGUCAGCAGUCUGCUCAAGUGGGGUACCACAUGGAGGACUACAUUAUGAAGACAAAUGUCUAAAUUGAAUUGGUUUUCACAUGGCUGUGUGGUGAAGCUGUUUUAAUGUCUUCCCUUUAAAUGUUUCUCUUUAG
Molecule: messenger RNA, 1770 nt
Organism: Scleropages formosus (Asian bonytongue)
Lineage: Eukaryota; Metazoa; Chordata; Actinopteri; Osteoglossiformes; Osteoglossidae
Product: THAP domain-containing protein 3-like
Exons: 3
Coding region: 517-1437 (306 amino acids)
Source: RefSeq, a predicted model, not a curated record